CUGGACUGGAGCAUACGUGUAGCAUCGAGAUGGUGUCUCAGGGCAUUCAGAUGAUUGGCAUCUCUCUGGCCACGAUCGGCUGGUUCCUGGUCAUCAUAGUCUGCGCACUCCCCAUGUGGAAGGUGACGGCGUUCAUCGGAGCGAACAUCAUCACGGCUCAGACCGUCUGGCAGGGCCUGUGGAUGAACUGUGUGGUUCAGAGCACGGGUCAGAUGCAGUGCAAGGUCUAUGAUUCCAUGCUGGCCCUGGCGCAGGACCUGCAGGCCGCCCGGGCCAUGAUCAUCAUCUCCAUCCUCACGGGGAUCUUUGGGGUCAUCCUGUCCGUGGCGGGUGGGAAGUGCACCAACUGCAUGGAGGAGGAGCGCGCCAAAGCCAGGACGUGCAUCCUAGCCGGUGCGUUGUUCAUCAUCUCCGGAUUGCUGUGUCUGAUUCCCGUCUCCUGGUCGGCACACACCAUCAUCACCAACUUUUACAAUCCCUUGGUGAUCGCUGCCCAGCGCUACGAUCUCUUCGCCAUGGGGAGGAUUGGCAAGGAGACGGCAGGUCAGGUCAUCAGCUUCAUCGGGCUGGUGGGGGUGGCGGUGACCUGCGGCAUCCCCAUGUGGAGGGUGACCUCCUUCAUUGGCGCCAACAUCGUGACGGGCCAGAUCAUCUGGGAUGGCCUGUGGAUGAACUGCGUGAUGCAGAGCACCGGGCAGAUGCAGUGUAGGCUGAACGAGUCGGUGAUGAGGCUGACGCCGGAUCUGCAGGCCGCCCGAGCCCUGGUGAUCAUCUCCCUCGUCUCCGGCUUUAUUGGAUUCAUGAUCACCUUCAUCGGCGCUAAAUGCACCGGCUGUCUGCAGAAGGACCGGUCCAAGGCCAUCGUCGUAAUCAUAGGCGGCUGCCUCCUCAUCCUUGCCGCAGUCCUGGUCCUGAUUCCCGUCACCUGGUCAGCGACCAUCACCAUCACUGACUUCCAGAGCCCCUUGACCAUCGAAACACAAAGGAGGGAAAUCGGAGCGGCCAUCUAUAUCGGCUGGGGCUCUGCUGCGAUUCUACUUGUCGGCGGGAUCAUUCUCACCACCUCCUGCCCUCCUCAGAGGCCCUUGUACGGAUACCCCGGUUACCAACCAGCACCCGUGUACCCUUACACAAACGGGUCCACAUACGCCCCUGCGUACGCUCCAGCCUCCAGUCAGCCAUACACGGCAAGCGGCUCAUACGCUCCAACAAAACCAUACGCGGCGCCAACCACAUACCCGGCUCGGCAGUACAUUUAAAGACUGGGAUGACACACAGAGAGACUGCAGACUGGAUGUUUCUCGUGCUGGAUAGACUAACGUGUACUACGUGUAAUACUGUACCAAGAUACACACAAACGAUGGUAUGUAUUCCACUGCUAGAUCACGGUCAAUUCCUUAUUGUUCCUUAUUGUGAGUGGAUGCUUGCUAUGGAGCUCGGUUGUGUUCCAAAAGCUGAAAUUGUCUGCAAGGAAUCAUCAUGUCAACAAGCCUAUUUGCACUGGAGUUGUGUAAUUAUGUCCAUAUCUUUGUUUUUUGUACUCAUGAUGUGUUGAUUUUGUGUAAAUACCGAGAGCAUUUUAAUAAAACAUCUGCCUUAACACCAAA
This is a messenger RNA of Doryrhamphus excisus (bluestripe pipefish), 1607 nucleotides long. RefSeq names its product claudin-4-like. NCBI's taxonomy places the organism in Eukaryota, Metazoa, Chordata, Actinopteri, Syngnathiformes, Syngnathidae. Gene Ontology annotation, molecular function: structural molecule activity. Gene Ontology annotation, cellular component: bicellular tight junction; membrane. The record is from RefSeq and is a predicted model, not a curated record.